Erythranthe guttata (spotted monkey flower) is the source of this 1158-nucleotide messenger RNA. Its product is annotated as F-box protein At5g07610. The record is from RefSeq and is a predicted model, not a curated record. Gene Ontology annotation, molecular function: protein binding. Lineage: Eukaryota; Viridiplantae; Streptophyta; Magnoliopsida; Lamiales; Phrymaceae.
AUGGAUCCCAAAAGACCACAUUCCCGGCGAUCGGCGGAGAUAAUCGCCGGCAACGACGAUCUACUGACGGAAUUAAUCCUCCUCCACCUCCCGGCCACAUCCCUCCUCCGAUUCAAGUCAGUAAGCAAACACUGGCAAACCCUCAUCUCCGCCCCCUCUUUCGUCCGCCAACACACCACCCACCGCGGCGGCGGCAAUUCCCCGCCUUCCUUCAUCUUCCGGUCAAAUUCGCACAAAUUCUUCUACUUCAACCCCGCCACCAAAUCCCUCCGCCGCCAAAAAUUCUAUCACCGUUACCGACACACGAGGAUCCUGCAAUCAACCAACGGCCUAAUGCUCCUCGAGUGCCGAAAAUCGAAGUACGGCCAGAAACACUACGCCGUCUACAACCCCACCACGCGGUGGUCGAGAACUCUGAUCGACGCCAAGAGAAAGAACAAGGCGGCUAUCUCCGGCGUCUGCUUGGUUUUCGACCCGUCGAGAUCGCCCCACUACAAAAUCGUCUGCGUCCGAUCCGGUAAGAAUUGGGAAUACUCCAACCCCACAAUCGACAUUUACGAUUCGCAAUCCGGAACGUGGAAUUACCGACUGCACUUCACUCCGAUUAAAAUCAAAUUCUCGAGUGGGAUUUACCGGAACGAUUGUAUAUAUUGGAUCCGACCGACUUCGAGAUCCUAUUACUACAAUCUCCAAACCGAAGUCGAGGAUAAAAUGAUUAACAACCUUCCCCGGAUUAAAACUCCGUGGAGACGAAACGGCGAAACGAACAAGAACUACGUGAUGGAAUCGAACGGGCACGCGCAUAUUCUCUGCACCUACAUGGGGCCCGAAUUCAAAUCCAUGUUCGUGUACGAGUUGUCGGAGGAUAAUUCGGGUUGGUACGAUAAGUACCGGGUCGAUUUGGGUCCAAUUUCGUCUGUAUUGGCGGAGAAGAACGAUCCAGUCGAGUUAGUCGGGAUUGUUCGGGGGGAGAGAGAAGGAGAUUCGUCGGUGCUGCUUCACUCUCCGGGGAGGAUUAUACGCUACACGUUUUCCGAUGGCAGUUUCGAGGUUUUGGUUGAUUUUAGAAAUAGGAGUGAGAUUUACAAAGAAGGUGACCGGUUGCAGUUUCGCGGGCAUUUUUGUUAUCAGUUCGUCGAGAGUUUGGCUCGUGUUUGA